This is a messenger RNA of Geodia barretti, 420 nucleotides long. The record is from the annotation of a GenBank genome assembly. NCBI's taxonomy places the organism in Eukaryota, Metazoa, Porifera, Demospongiae, Tetractinellida, Geodiidae.
AUGCCUGCAUUGGGUGGCAGCAAGACCGAGCAGAACCUCAAGGACGCCUUCGCCGGCGAGUCACAAGCCAACCGGCGCUAUCUCUACUUCGCCCGCAAGGCCGAUGUAGAGGGUCAUAACGACGUUUCGGCGCUCUUCCGCUCGACCGCCGAGGGCGAGACCGGCCACGCCCACGGCCAUCUCGACUUCCUCGUCGAGACCGGCGAUCCCGCCACCGGCAAGCCGAUCGGGAUCACGAGCGACAAUCUGGUGGCGGCGGUGGCCGGCGAGACCCACGAAUACACCGACAUGUAUCCCGGCAUGGCGCGCACCGCGCGCGACGAGGGCUUCGACGAGAUCGCCGACUGGUUCGAGACCCUGGCGAAGGCCGAGAAGUCCCACGCCGGGCGUUUCCAGAAGGCGCUCGACUCGCUCGACUAG